AGGAAACCGGCUGCCUCUGCUCUUAGCCUGCUUGCCCCCAAGCGAGUCCCUGAGCGCACUCCCAGGCCAGUCUGGUGAGGGUGGUGGCGGCUCCAGGGAUGGGAGGCCCACACUGAAGACCAAGGACAGGGCUGCUGGAGGCUGGCUGCCCCCGGCGGCCCCGCCCCCCCCAGAGGUGUGGGGUUCGUGAUACUUAACACUAGCACUCUGUUAGCGCUCAGUCGCUGACUCCCUAAGCACUGCAUUCCGUGCUGCAGGCGUGCCACAGUGUCUGCAGAUAGGCGACAGCAGGGACCCACCACAGGCUCUCUGAAGGAGCUUGGCUCUGCUGGUCUCCAAAGGGCAGGCAGCAGAGGACAUUGAAUAAAUAACGGAAUCUUUCUCUAGGCUGAUCUGUUCUUUGUGUGGUUGCUGGGCGGGGGUCCCGGAAUUCACACCUGUCCAGCUCCCGGUUUGGGGGUGCCAGUGGCCCUGGCGUGGGGUGGUUGCCUGGUGGAGACCCAUUCUUGGCUUCCAGGUUGUCUGGGCCCCAAAGUACCGGCGGGAGUCUCAGGACUCUCAUCAGCUUGUGUCAGCCGAGGACCGGGGGCAGCUCAGGAUGGGACAGCUGGUGACACCCCUCGCCACCCCGGCAGGACAACAGGAGAGCUGAGCCGGUCUUCACCGGGCUGCUCCCUUUCUUCUCAAUGGCAGUCUGAAGAAACAGGCUUGGGUGCAAGGUGACUGGGGCGGGCAGGACGGUGGCUCUGGCUGUUCAGGGGGAUCCAGUACUCCAAGCGGGUCCCGGUGCUCAGAUCCCUUAGCGGGAGAGGACGGCUGUCAGAAUGGGCCCCAUUCCCCACCCAGAACUUGACAUUUGACCCAUCCCCUGCUGAGCACUCCCCCUGCCCCUGCCUGGAGCCUGUGCAGAACUGGUGGGUGCAUGGUCAGGGGGCCUCCUGCCCCCACAGAGCCCUUCCCUGGUGGCCUGGUAGUAGCCUCGGCAGGCCGCCUGAAGGGUGGUGGGGGUAGACAGCGACAGAAUGUUCGUCCCCUAGUCUGUGCGCCAGCCUCUCCCGCCCCAGGGCCCUUCCUCAGCCAGUCCCCCAUUUAACACUUGCUUCAUCUUGAGCUCGCUGUGAUGGACCGGACUUCCCAGAUGAGGCACCUGGGGCCCCGCUGUGGACAGAUGACUCCAGUGGGGGUUUCUGCGUGUGAGACAGCACGCGCUACCUCUCCCCGUACCCUUGUGCUCAAGGCUGCCGUAUGCACAUGUGCGGGUGGCAUGGGUGGUGUGCAGGAGUGAGGGGGCCGGUGAGAGCUGCGUGUGGACUUCUCGGUGCUGGUAGCUAGCUCGGAAGGGAGACACUCCUGUGUAACAGGAUCAGAUAGGCGGUGGGCCAAGAGCUAAGAAUAGGAUUGGGCAUAGGCUCCUGGCUCAGGUGGGGGUGUGCCAAUGCCAGCCAGGAAGUAGCCCACGGGAGCCAGAGAACAGUACAGGGACUGAGGCAGUGGGGCCUAUGGCCUAGGGCUCCAGGGAAGGAGCAGAGUCCAGCUCAGCUCAUAACAGAGCUGAUAGGACAGGGCUCAGGGAAAGGACAAGUUCUGGGAUCUGGGCAUCGGCACCAGGGGCAGGGAGUACGCUUGGUGCUCAGAGGAAGCCCCCACCCAGCCCCCAUGGCCUUUCCUGGUGGCUGGGACCCUGCAGGUGGCCUCCCAGAUGGCAGAUGCUAGACAGAGUCUGGAAAGAAAGGGGAUGUAUGGCCUGCAGGGUCCCAGGGUGGCUCUGACACUCAGCAGCCCUGGGGUGUUAGCCUCCACUGUUGCUGUCCUGGAGGGCGUGUUCCGGAGCCUGGGCUUUGAGAGCUGCCAGAAGAGGGAGGCCUCUGUCCAGGGCUUCCUCGGGGAGCUGGCUGGGUUCCGGAAGCAGCUGGAUGCCCUUGGGGGCCCUGUGGGCUGUGCCCUCGUGGCCUUGGUGGCCCCUCGUGGGCAGCUGAGGCAGUCCCAGCAGCUGGUCUGGGAGCUGAGCCGCUGCAGGGCCCUGUGGGGCUGCCCCAAAGUUUUCCUGCUGCUCUCGACGACUCCUGGGGCUGCCCCUGAGGCCGGAGCCUUCCUCACUGGCCUGAGCCAGCUCUGUGGCCGAUUUCCUCACUGGUCUCUGCUGCAGCUGCUGAUGGAGGUCUUCUACAGGACAGCCAAAGAGUCAGAGGCCUCCUACUGCCCAGUCCUCCGGAGCUCCUUGAGGGGCGCACUGUGCCUGGGGGAUGUGGAACCCUGGGAGCCCCAGCCAGAACCCAGCCCCAGUGCUCACUAUGAACUGUCCGGGACCAGAGCCGCCCUCCUGCUGUCCGUGAUCCAUGGCUGGCCCGGGGCCCAGCAUGAUGUGGAGGCGCUGGGGGGCCUGUGUCAGGCCCUGAACUUCAAGACCACCCUAAGGACAGACCCUACGGCCCAGGCUUUCCAGGAGGAGAUGGCCCAGUUCCGAGAGAGCCUAGAUGCCCGCAGGGUCCCGGUGAGCUGUGCCCUUGUGGCCCUCAUGGCCCAUGGGGGGCCACAGGACCAGCUGCUGGGGGCUGACGGGCAGCAGGUCCAGGCAGAGGCACUGGUGCAGGAGCUGAGCCGCUGCAGGGCCCUGUGGGGCUGCCCCAAGAUCUUCCUGCUUCAGGCUUGCCGUGGGGGGCAGAGGGACGCUGGUGUGGGGCACACAGCUCUCCCCUGGUUCCGGCGCUGGCUGCAGGCAUCACCAACCACCCCCUCACAUGCCGACGUCCUCCAGAUCUAUGCUGAUGCCCAAGGUGGGCGUGGCUUCCUGCUGGAGCCCAGGCUUGGCCAGGGCUGGUGGGAGGGCUGUCUGGUGUGCCUCUCCAGGGCUCUGAUCGGGGUCUUGCCAAGAGGAUGGGAAGGAAAACCUUCCGAAACCGCAAGGGCCACUGAAAAUUGAGGGCUUCUCCCCUCCUUAAGCCUCAAAACAACCCUGGAGGCAGGAAGGUGAGACAGCUUUCCUAAGGUCCCACACUCGUAGGUGGCAGAGCUGAGAGACUUGAGUUCUUUCAGUGGUGGUGUUGAGAUUUGAGUUCUGAUUUGCCUUUUCCACCCUGGGCUAAUUCUCCUGACUUCCCCGUGUGCCCGUGAGGCAGGGCUGGGGGUACCUCUGGGGCUGAGAGAGUCCCUGGAGCUGCUGACUGAGGUCAACCGCCGGGUGUGUGAACUGGAGGUACUGGGUCCCGAUGGCCAGAGGUGCCGCAAGGCCUGCCUGGAGAUCCGCAGCUCGCUGAGGCGCCGGCUCUGCCUGCAGGCGGGACUGUGCCCGCUGCCGUUCCGGGGGUGCUGACCACUGGGGGCUACGGCCCAGCGCCGCCGCUGACUCCAUCCCCUGUCCUGGUUCCUCUUGUGUAAAUGGGCGCAGCAGUGCGGGCGCGGGGCGUGGAGGUGGGGGGACUGCAGUAAAGGUCUGUGGGUGAUCCCAGUGCUCGUGAACAGUGCCUGCCCUCGGGGAGGUGACCCAGUGAGAGAACGCAUGCCACGUGACUGGCACCCCGUAAGGGUGCACCUGUGCUCCUGGGAGCGGGGGUGGGGGGCUGGGCCUUCCCACGGGCGCGGGGACCGAGGAACCCGGCCCGGGCUAGGCUGGUCUGGAGGUUCGGAGAGAGGACAGCCGGGGCCCACGUCGCUGUCCCAGCUUGCGCACUCCACAGGCGCCCCACGCUGGGGCCGUGGGAAUGCAGGAGAUGCGGUCUUGGCUUUCACGCUGGUCGGAGCCUGGGCUGGGACCACAGGACUGGACAGAGCACAGCAGGCUGACCGGUGCUGUGAUGAGGGAAGCGCGGGGGCUGCACAGGGAGCAGUGGGCAGUCUCUGACCCAACGCGCUCCGGAGCCACGUAGGGGAAGAGCUCCCAACGCGCCGGUUAGGGCCGGAGCCUGCCCCCUCACCGGGGCUCGAACUCGUGCUACAGUUCGUUAGGGCCGUCCUUGCCGGGCUGCCAGGACUCGUUUGGUUUGCGUGGCCCGGCCCACAGUUUGCAGCCCCACCCACAGAGGGCCCGAGGGGCGGAGCUCCUCGGUGGUAGGAGCAUGCGCAUUGUGGUACACUACACAGGCGCCUGGACCAGCUUUAUGAGAGAAGCUGGGGAAACGUAAUCGGUGGGGCCGCGUGGCCUAAUGGAUAAGGCGUCUGAUUCCGGAUCAGAAGAUUGAGGGUUCGAGUCCCUUCGUGGUCGCUGCAGUGCUUGUUUUUCCUCCCUUGACUUCACAUUUUCCCUUGGUCCGGACUGCACUCUCCGCGGAACCUGAAAAUGUUUGCGCUGUGCCCCCCUCCUCGCGGCGCCCCACCCUGCAGCACCCGGAAAACCGCCGAGCUCCAGAGUUCCAGCACGCGUGGAGCUCGGGAGCUUAGGGUCUGGUCUGCACCUCCCUCGACCCCAGGGUGCUGCG
Messenger RNA from Mustela erminea (ermine), 4412 nucleotides. RefSeq lists its product as uncharacterized. Gene Ontology annotation, biological process: proteolysis. NCBI's taxonomy places the organism in Eukaryota, Metazoa, Chordata, Mammalia, Carnivora, Mustelidae. The transcript is spliced from 9 exons. The record is from RefSeq and is a predicted model, not a curated record. Gene Ontology annotation, molecular function: cysteine-type endopeptidase activity. The coding region runs from base 1700 to 2920 and encodes 406 amino acids.